AUGAAGAGUCCUGUCUUUCCCUUUGCUUUAUUUUUCUUUCUGGCCCCAUUGCCACCAGGAGCCAUGACAGACACCUAUAGUUGCUUUGUCAUGAGAGGUAAAUGUAGACAUGAGUGCCAUGAUUUUGAAAAACCAAUUGGUGUCUGCACAUAA
This is a messenger RNA of Sapajus apella (tufted capuchin), 153 nucleotides long. RefSeq names its product beta-defensin 133-like. Gene Ontology annotation, biological process: innate immune response. The transcript has 2 exons. The record is from RefSeq and is a predicted model, not a curated record. Bases 1 to 153 code for a protein of 50 amino acids. Lineage: Eukaryota; Metazoa; Chordata; Mammalia; Primates; Cebidae. Gene Ontology annotation, cellular component: extracellular region.